Molecule: messenger RNA, 1264 nt
Organism: Tachyglossus aculeatus (Australian echidna)
Lineage: Eukaryota; Metazoa; Chordata; Mammalia; Monotremata; Tachyglossidae
Gene: MLNR
Product: motilin receptor
Exons: 2
Coding region: 1-1230 (409 amino acids)
Biological process (GO): G protein-coupled receptor signaling pathway
Cellular component (GO): plasma membrane
Molecular function (GO): G protein-coupled peptide receptor activity
Source: RefSeq, a predicted model, not a curated record
AUGGGCGUCCCGUGGAACGGCAGCGAGGGCUUUGAGGCCCCCGCCGGGGCGGCCCCGCCGGGGCGCUGGGCGCGGCUGCCGCCGUGCGAGUGGAGCCGCUGCUCGGCCUUCCCGCUGGGGGCCCUGGUGCCGGUGACGGCCGUGUGCCUGGGCCUGUUCGCCGUGGGCGUCGGCGGCAACGUGCUGACCGUGCUGCUGGUCCGGCGGCGCCGGGCCCCGCGCACCAGCACCCAGCUGUACCUGGCCAGCCUGGCGGUGUCGGACCUGCUGGUGCUGCUGGGCCUGCCGCUGGACCUGUACCGCCUGUGGCGGUCCCGGCCGUGGGUGUUCGGGCCGCUGCUGUGCCGCCUGUCGCUGUACGUGGGCGAGGGCUGCACGUACGCCUCGCUGCUGCACGUCACGGCGCUGGGCGCCGAGCGCUACCUGGCCGUGUGCCGCCCGCUGAGGGCCCGCCGCCUCGUCACCCGCCGACGCGUCAAGGCGCUGCUCGCCGCGCUCUGGGCCGUGGCGCUGCUCUCCGCCGGGCCCUUCUUCUUCCUGGUGGGCGUCCAGUACGACGCCGAGAGCCCCGCCCCGGGGGCGCCGCCGUCGCCGUCGCCGUCGCCGUCGCCGUCGCCGUCGCCGUCCCCCCCACCGCCGUCCCCGUUCAGCCGGGAGUGCCGCCCCGACGGGUCCCAGCGGGUCUGGCUGCGCGCCAUGCUGUGGCUGACCACCGCCUACUUCUUCGUGCCCCUGCUCUGCCUCUGCGUCCUCUACGGCCUCAUCGGCCGCCGGCUCCGCCGGACCCCCCGACAGGCCCUCCGGCCCGGAGCCCCCGGACCCGACGCCCACCGGCGCACCGUGCGGCUCCUCGUGGUGGUGGUUCUGGCUUUUGUGGUAUGCUGGUUGCCUUUCCAUGUUGGCAGGAUCAUUUAUAUAAAUACAGAAGAUUCCAGGAUGAUGCACUUUUCCCAGUAUUUUAAUAUCGUUGCUUUGCAGCUUUUCUAUCUGAGUGCAUCCAUCAACCCUAUCCUCUACAAUCUCAUUUCAAAGAAGUACAGAGCAGGAGUCUACAAGCUUCUGCUUGCCAAAAAAUCUGGAGAAAGAAGUUUUUCAGUCACCAAAGAUACUGGAGUGGAUACUGGCGGCCGUACCGGGACCACUUCCAGCAUAAAAAGUAACUGUGCAACUAACUCUGCCUUGCAAGUUAGCGCUGGUGCACAAGCAAGUAAGAAUUCUACUCAAAAAUAAAAAUGAUCUUUAUAAUAGAGUCCCACUCCAAGGA